Molecule: messenger RNA, 3724 nt
Organism: Strongylocentrotus purpuratus (purple sea urchin)
Lineage: Eukaryota; Metazoa; Echinodermata; Echinoidea; Camarodonta; Strongylocentrotidae
Gene: pxmp2
Product: peroxisomal membrane protein 2
Exons: 5
Coding region: 70-624 (184 amino acids)
Cellular component (GO): membrane; cytoplasm
Source: RefSeq, a predicted model, not a curated record
GCCAAUUAGAGCUGUUGUUACAUAUUAACUUUAAUAUAAAUCUACGUGCAAGAAAGUCGAAAAUCAACGAUGGAAACUACAAAAAAGGAACAAGGAUCACUUCAAAUACUCCUCCGAGGUUAUUUGAGGUUAUUGAAAGAGAAACCGAUCACUACGAAAUCACUUACAAGUGGUGCCAUCGCUGGUAUUGGAGAUAUCAUUGCACAGAGGUUAGUUGACCCAUCUUCUCCGUAUACUGUCAGGUCAACAGCAGCAUUUGCAGUUCUUGGGACAUUCUUCACAGGACCGCUGUCUCACUACUUCUAUGCAUGGCUCCAGAAGACGUUCCCAGGCAAAGAUGUGCCUACGUCUAUCAAGAAAAUCCUAUGCGACCGUCUGGUGUUUGCCCCGCCCUACCUCCUGAUCUUCUUCUACUUGUUAGGAAUCAUUGAGGGUAAAGGUCAUGCUGUGUCUGUAGAGAAGAUUAGAGAGACAUACUGGAUAGCAUUGAAGAUGAAUUGGAGGAUAUGGACUAUCAGUCAGUAUAUCAAUAUAAACUAUGUACCUUUACAGUUCCGUGUUCUGUUUGCCAGUGUAAUAGCCUUCGUAUGGACCAUCUAUCUAGCUGUGAUGAGGAGAAGAUGAGCAAUUCUAGAUGAUAAUUUAGCAGGGUAUACUAGCCUGAUGGAUAAGUACAAGCCAGUCGAUCAUUUGGACAGCCAUUCUACUAUUUAACCUGCCCUAUAAUCAGUCGGCAACUAAUUCCUGUAGCUUUGAUUCUGACAUAAAGUACCAGGCAGAUUUGUCAGAACCAUAGAUUUUCACAUCAAACUUUAAAUCUGUGCGUGGCUUAAUCGAUUUCAAACUGAUAUGCCUUACUGUGACAUGCAGGUAAUAAUGUUGACAUGCAAGUAAAUGAGAUAGGUAUUGAACCAAUUGCCCACUUGUUUCACACAUUGGGGUUGUAUGAAGGCAAACUGAAAACGAGAGCAGUCCACAUAUUUGUGUGUCAAGCUCUUUGUUUUCUACAAAUUAAAUGUAAUAGUGUAAUAAAAUGAAUUUACUAAGUAUAUAAAUCCAUCCAUAGCAUUAAAAGAUGAGAAAUUGAUUUCAUAAUGUUUAUUUGUUUGUUUACAUGUUAAGAAAAUCAUGUAAAAUUUUUGUAAAAUGAACAGGUUGACACUUGAAACUUGGACUAAAGUUUAGUAUGCUUCUUAAGAAUACUCCAACCAUUGAAAAGUAGUAGAUUUUAUAAAAGAGUAUAGUGCUUGAAUAACUUGCACUGAUCAGGGUAUUAUGCCAGUUUUUAUGUCUCGCCAUUAUGUACAUACAUGUACAAUGAGAAGUUUGCAAUGAAUAUUAAUGUGAUCAAGCAUAUAUCUGCUAUGAUAUUCUUAAAAUGCAGAUAUCAGUACUUUUGAUUCUCAUUAAAAAAUUGAUAUACUAGUGAUUAAACAAAUAUCUCCUAUGGUUCUCAUGGAAUUGAUAUGAAUUGAUAUGCAUAUAUCUGCUGUGAUUCUCAUAAAAAAGGAUAUUCAUUAAAAAAAAAAUGUAAUGCAGAUGAAACAAAUAUCUGCUAUAAUGAUUCUCGUAUAAAAUGACAUUCAUUUUAAAAAAAUGCAAUGCAGAUGAAACAAAUAUCUGCGAUAAUGAUUCUCAUAAAAAAGGACAAUCAUUUAAAAAAAUGCAAUGCAGAUGAAACAAAUAUCUGCUAUAAUGAUUUUCAUAAAAAAGGACAUUCAUUAAAACGAAAUGCAAUGCAGCUGAAACAAAUAUCUGCUAUAAUGAUUCUCAUAAAAAAGGACAUUCAUUUAAAAAAAAAUGCAAUGCAGAUGAAACAAUUAAAAUAUCUGCUAUGAUUCUCAUAAAAAAAGGACAUUCAUUAAAAAAAAAUGCAAUGCAGAUGAAACAAAUAUCUGCUAUAAUGAUUCCCAUAAUAUUACUCCUUACAAGUUCAUCCCGAUGAAGCCAGCUUUAGUAAAUGUCACACACUGACCCUAGGUUCAGGUUCAUCUACUGAGUAGAGUAUGCUCAGUAUUAUAAAUCCUACUCUCAAGAAAAUAAUCUCAUCAUACGUCAUAGUGGUGUACUCUUAUUAUUCGUUCGUUCGUGUCUCCUUCGAUCAAGAUUAACGUAAUCUUGAUCUUCGGAGUAGUUGCUACAACCGGCCGUGUCAGACACGUUGCCCCGGGGUGCGAGAUAGGACUCUUGUAGCAUGCCCCCAUUUACUCUUAUUAUGAAUUGGCAUCUAUGUCAAAAUAACAUCAUUGAUAAUAUAUUUGUAUCAAGAUUGUUUGGGUUUGGACCAUUCUUCCAAAUUUAUAGCAUAUUUCAAUUCGCACAUUUGCUAUUUGGUCAACUUUGGUUAAAAAGAGACAAUAAUAAUAAUGGUAUGAUUAUAGGGGAAAUUGGCAGAUCAUACACUGUAAUUAUGCUUCAUGUUUCGUUUUAAUUUGAAAAUGAAAUUUUAAUCUUGGAUGGAUUUUUUGUUUAGAUUCAGCUCAGGGUCUCUUAGAGAAUUUUGUAUGCAUGAAUUACCAUGCUCCUCUGCAAGGAAACAGUAUUUGGUUUAUGUCAGCAUUCUGAAAAUGUGAAGUUUACAUCAUGCAUUAUUUGUACAUCAAUCAUGGCAUUAUUAAUCAAUAAAAAUAUGUCAAUAUUGUUGACGGGACUUGUGUGUCUAAUUUAUGUAUUAUGUGAAAACAUUAAAAACAAUACUAACAGUAAAAUUACAAGCUGGUUUAAAUCAGAUUCCAAGCAUAAAAAUUAUUUUGAAAUGGUGAAUUGUAAGGAGAAAACCCAUGACAACCAUUGUUAUCUUUUGAAAAAUGUGUGCCUCAUGAAAUUUCAUGUAUUUUUACGUCAAUCAUAAUGGUUUUUCUUUUGGUGAGAAGUAUGAUAUAUCUAUUACAUGUAAUGAAACUUUUGUUCAUUUACUCCACCAGGAACUAUUACUUGUAGUAUUAGUUUUUAUGAUGAUUAUUUGGUUCUUUUAUGGCAAAUAAGUACUUAUUAAAGUUUUGUUUUCACGUUUUGGGUAAUAUACACUGCCUAUGUUUUGUUAUCAGCCAAAGUCAUGAAAACUAUAUGUACAACUAUACUAAUUGGUUUAUCCUCAUAAAAAUUAUGUUAUAAUGCACCUAAUACUUUGUUUCUAGGAACAGCACAUAUUAUUACCGCGGUCAUCGGAUUCAGGCUUACCCUUAACAUAAUGUGUGCACAUUUUCCACUCCCUGGGGAGCAUUCUAGCCAGUUGCCAUUUUACAAGCGCCACUUGCUAAUCCAACCACAUUAACUUUCGCAUCCUACCGAGGACCUAUGUAGAACCUGGGUGGAUAGUGGCAAAUGUAGAUCUUGUGAUCCACAGUCCACUCAACCACGACACCUCUAUAUUGUACAUUGUACAAUUGUACAUAAAUAUUAUGUGGAUGCCCUGGUCAUUUUCACACGCAAAAAUUAUAUUUUCGACUAAUUUUCCCUAUAUUUCUAUGGUAUUUACUGGAAAAUCAAACUAUUUUUCUUCUAAUUUCUAUUUUUAAGGCUAAGGAUUUGGAACCAAAGAUUGUUGAAUAAUAUAUUAAGAGUUGAAAUUAGUAAAGAAAAUCCAAAAUGUUUUCUGUGCUGGUUUUACACUCUUUUACACUAGUUUUAGACUAUGUUCUUUUGAUGAGGUUGAUGUUCAUGUAGAAUUUGUAUACAUCAUGUGAAAGAUAACUAAAAAAAUAAUUAAAAACCAAUGACAAAA